Molecule: messenger RNA, 864 nt
Organism: Symbiodinium sp. CCMP2456
Lineage: Eukaryota; Dinophyceae; Suessiales; Symbiodiniaceae
Source: the annotation of a GenBank genome assembly
AUGCAUCUUCCAGCUACGUUCUCGCUGGUCUGCAGCCACGACUGCUGGUCUGAGUCCCUCCAUCUGCAUUUUCCUUGGAGGGCCAUGGAGAAGGGUUCCAUGUCGAAGCUCCUGUGGGAGUCCGAUGUUUUGAUGUGGGAGCGCCCGGCUGUCACAGGUGCGGUGUUCAGCAUGUUCAACAUUUUCUUCCUGGCAGUGUUCUACUGGGACUUGUCGCUGGUUCCAGCACUGUGCCACAUCUUUACCGUGGUGCUACUGGCUGGUGGUGCAAUCAGGUAUGCAGUACCGCAGACAGCUGACCGGAACGUGGACCUGCUCUCCCAGGAUGCCAUCAAGAGCGCAGUGGAGACCAUUUCGAAGUUCCUGAACGUAAUCUCAGAAAAGGUGCGUGACGUUGUCCUGUGGACUAGCUCGGAGAUGACCAUUACAGCCGUGUUCGUCCUGCAGCUCGUGAGACUCGUCUCGCCCUAUUUUGGUGCCUUUUUCUUCGUCUGGAUGAUAGGAAAUGUGCUGUUCGUGGCGCCUUACGUGUGGAAGGCCAAGAAUGCAGAGCUGCAUCAGUAUGUCGGGCCCUACAUCAAGCAGGCUGUUGCCAUAAAGGAUGACCUUUUGGCAAAGGUGCCAAAAUACACGGAUGUUGUCAAGGAAGAGUGCUCCUGGCAUUUAGGAUACCGGCGUUUACUGCGGAUGUCAGACUUUGCCCGAAUUUGCCUUGUCCUGCUUUGCUUUGUGGGCCUGUGUUGGUCUUGGUGCGCUCUGUGCUGCCAGGUAAAGAGUCGGGCAGCGCUGCCUGCAACUUUGUGCGGCUGGUUGGGGGCAAUCAAGAGAGUGCACCGCAUCACAGAAGGACCUUCCGCAGAGUAG